Molecule: messenger RNA, 1767 nt
Organism: Eremothecium gossypii ATCC 10895
Lineage: Eukaryota; Fungi; Ascomycota; Saccharomycetes; Saccharomycetales; Saccharomycetaceae
Gene: DIP5
Product: dicarboxylic amino acid permease
Exons: 1
Coding region: 1-1767 (588 amino acids)
Biological process (GO): amino acid transmembrane transport
Cellular component (GO): membrane
Molecular function (GO): amino acid transmembrane transporter activity
Source: RefSeq, marked provisional
AUGGCGGAAGAGAAGUUCGCACAGGCAUCAGAGGCGUCCACGCUGGACGAGUUGAAAGGCCCCAAGCUGGCCGCCGCUGGUGAGGGCCGCGGUCUGCGGCAUACCCACAGCAGCACAGACCAGGAGGCGCAGUCCGUAGACUGGAACUACGAUGGCAAGCACGAGGGCAUCCGGCUCAAGAAGGACCUGCAGGCACGUCAUGUGUCGAUGAUAGCCAUCGGCGGGUCGCUAGGGACCGGGCUGCUGAUCGGCACGGGCAGCUCGCUGAUGCGAGCGGGACCGGGGUCGAUCCUGAUUGCGUACAGCAUCAUGGGGUGGGUGGUGUUCACAGUGAUGUCGUGCCUGGGGGAGAUGGCGGCGUACAUUCCGCUGGACGGGUUCACGUCUUACGCCACCCGGUACGCGGACCCUGCGCUGGGCUUUGCCGUGGGGUGGGCGUAUCUGUUCAAAUACCUGGUGCUCACUCCCAAUCAGCUGACGGCAGGCGCGCUAGUGAUACAGUUCUGGAUACCCGCCGCACGGGUCAGCCCGGGCGUGUGGAUAACGGUGGUGCUGGCGGUCAUUGUCGUGAUUAACACGGUGGGGGUGCGUUUCUUCGGGGAAUUCGAGUUCUGGCUGUCUAGUUUCAAGGUGCUGGUCAUGCUGUGUGUGAUGAUCCUGCUGCUCGUGCUCGCCCUCGGUGGGGGGCCGACCCAUGAUCGGCUGGGAUUCCGCUACUGGAGUGACCCUGGAGCAUUCAAAGAGUAUUCGAAGAAAGACACGCACAUUAAGGGCGGCCUCGGCAAGUUUGUGGCCUUCUUGUCGGUGUUCGUGUAUGCCCUCUUUGCCUACCUGGGUACCGAACUGUGCGGUAUUGUCGCUGCGGAGUGCAAAGACCCGCGCCGCAACGUGCCCCGCGCCAUCAAACUAACGCUGUACCGUAUCGUGGUGUUCUACCUCGUCACCAUCUUCCUCCUUGGCAUGUGCGUCGCUUAUAAUGAUCCCCUUUUGAUGCAGGCAUCUAGUGCCGAAGUGUCCGCGGCUGCAUCUCCAUACGUGGUGGCGAUCGAGAAUGCUGUCAUUCCUGUCCUUCCAAAUCUGUUCAAUGCCUGUGUGCUAACCUUUGUGUUCAGUGCCUGCAAUUCGGACCUGUAUGUUGGAAGCAGAUCCCUUUACGGCCUGGCGAUCGACGGGAAGGCUCCUAAGCUCUUUGCCAGAACGAACAAAUGGGGUGUUCCGUACAACGCCCUUGCAUGCUGCACACUGUUCUGCUGCCUUGCAUACAUGAGUGUCUCGAAGUCUGCCAGGACUGCAUUUGGCUACUUCGUGAAUGUCACAUCCAUCUUCGGGCUAAUGUCGUGGGUGUCGAUUCUAAUCACAUACAUUUGUUUUGACAGGGCUUUCCGUGCACAGGGGAUACCGAAGUCGACACUCUCAUACGUGGCACCAUGCCAACCAUAUGCAGGCUGGGUCGCCCUGAUUUUCUGCAUCUUCGUGGCCUUGAUUAAGAAUUUUGAUGCCUUCAUAGGCAAGGAGGUAGACGUUCCGACCUUCAUCACGGGCUACAUUGGGCUUCCAAUUUACAUAUUCUGCUUUAUUGGAUACAAAAUAGUGCACAAGACGAAGUGGAUACCGUCAAAGGAAGUGGAUCUCUUCACAUUUAAAGAAGCUAUUGACUUGGAGGAAGAGGAGUGCAUCAGAGAGCGCGCAUUAAUGAAGGAGCAGCUUGCUAAGGGUGGGUUGUCAUGGAAAAAGAUAUAUGACAACGUGUUAGGAUGGAUCUUCUGA